GAGAGAGAGAGAGAGUGGCACGGCAAAGCAUUAUUAUUAUUAUUAAUAAACAAGAAAGGUAAGAAAACUGGUGUCUGUGUCUCCGAAUUCUGCAAUGGCCGGCGUUGUUGGGUUCGUGGGGUUGGAUCGGCUGAGCUUGGACAUGGCUGCUUUGCUUCUUCGCGCUGGCUACAGAGUCCAAGCUUUUGAGGUCCAAAAGCUUUUGAUGGGUGAGUUUUUGAAGCUAGGGGGAACUGAAUGCAUCAGUCUUAUGGAGACAGGGAAAGGUGUUGCGGCUUUGAUUGUCUUAAUAUCUCAUGCGGAUCAAAUAAAUGAUGUCAUUUUUGGUCAUGACGAUGCUUUGAAAGGAUUACAAAAAGAUAAAGUCAUUAUUCUUCAUUCAACUAUAUUGCCAUCAUACAUCCAGAAUCUGGAGAAGAAACUCAGAGAGGAUGGUCUGGCAACUUCAGUAGUAGACGCGUAUGUCUAUAAGGCAACAUCUGACAAUUUAAAUGGAAAAGUUGUGGUUAUGUCCUCAGGAAGGUCAGAUGCCAUUUCAAAGGCUCGCCCUUUUCUCUCUGCAAUGUGUGAAAAGCUUUACAUUUUUGAAGGUGAAACUGGAGCUGGAAGCAAAAUUAAAUUGGUCACUGAGCUGCUUGAGGGCAUUCAUCUUAUGGCUGCUGUAGAAGCUAUUUCUCUUGGUGUUCAUGCUGGGAUCCAUCCAUGGAUAAUCUAUGACAUUAUCUCAAAUGCUGCUGGAAAUUCUUGGGUUUUUAAGAAUUAUAUUCCACAGUUGCUGAGGGGCAGUGUCAAAUGUCAUUUCCUGAAUCCUUUUAUUCUGAAUUUGGGUAUUGUUCUGGAUAUGGCCAAAUCACUUACUUUUCCUCUUCCACUUUUGGCAACUGCUCAUCAACAACUGGUUCUUGGGUCUUCACAUGGUAAUGGAGAUGAUAAUACCCCAUUGGUUCAGAUUUGGGACCAAGUGUAUGGAGUGAAUACCACAGAUGCAGCAAACACUGAACUCUACAGCCCAGAGCAACUUGCAAGUCAAAUCAUUGCCAAAUCAAAAACUGUGAACAGAGUUGGUUUCAUUGGUCUUGGAGCGAUGGGAUUUGGGAUGGCAACUCACCUUGUAAAAUCCAAUUUUUGUGUUCUUGGUUAUGACGUGUACAGACCUACACUAAUUCGAUUUGAAAGUGCUGGCGGCUUGAUUGGAACCUCACCAGCAGAUGUAUCUAAAGAUGUUGAUGUUCUUGUAGUCAUGGUCACAAAUGAAGCUCAAGCUGAGAGUGUCUUAUAUGGGGAUCUGGGCGCAGUUUCAGCCCUUCCAUCUGGAGCAUCUAUAAUACUUUCUUCCACAGUCUCCCCUGCAUUUGUGAGCCAACUAGAGCGACGUUUGCAGAAUGAAGGCAAAGAUUUGAAAUUGGUGGAUGCUCCUGUUUCCGGUGGUGUUAAAAGGGCCUCUAUGGGAGAACUUACAAUAAUGGCUGCAGGUUCAGAUGAUGCUCUUAAAAGUUCUGGUCUUGUUCUCUCAGCAUUAAGUGAGAAGCUCUAUGUUAUUAAAGGGGGUUGUGGGGCAGGAAGCGGUGUAAAGAUGGUUAAUCAGUUGCUCGCUGGAGUUCAUAUAGCAGCAUCAGCUGAGGCAAUGGCUUUUGGGGCUCGAUUAUGUCUUAACACUAGAGUGUUGUUUGAUAUCAUCACCAAUAGUGGGGCAACAUCCUGGAUGUUUGAAAAUCGUGUUCCGCAUAUGUUGGACAACGACUAUACCCCGUACUCUGCUCUUGAUAUCUUUGUGAAGGAUCUGGGUAUUGUUGCUCGUGAAUGCUCAACGCGCAAAGUUCCGCUCCAUAUUUCAACUAUGGCACACCAACUCUUUCUGGCAGGAUCUGCUGCUGGUUGGGGUCGGCAAGAUGAUGCUGGUGUGGUCAAGGUCUAUGAAACCCUCACAGGUGUUAAAGUUGAAGGAAAACUUCCAGCUCUUAAGAAAGAAGUUGUCUUGCAAAGUAUUCCACCUGAGUGGCCAGUGGAUCCCAUCAAUGAUAUACACAGGCUAAAUCAGAAAAAUUCAAAAACACUGGUUGUUCUUGAUGAUGAUCCGACUGGAACACAAACUGUUCAUGAUGUUGAGGUAUUAACUGAAUGGAGUGUUGAAUCGCUUGUUGAACAGUUCAGAAAAAAGCCUAUAUGCUUCUUCAUUUUGACUAACUCCAGAUCACUAAGCUCUGAGAAGGCAACUGCAUUAAUCAAAGAUAUAUGCAGCAGUCUUCUUACUGCAGCUAAAUCAGUUGGUAAUAUUGAUUACACUGUGGUUUUGAGAGGUGAUUCGACAUUACGUGGUCAUUUUCCAGAGGAACCAGAUGCAGCUGUUUCGGUAAUAGGUCAGGUGGAUGCAUGGAUCCUUUGCCCCUUCUUUCUCCAAGGAGGCCGUUAUACUAUUGAAGAUAUACACUAUGUUGCAGAUUCUGAUUGGCUUGUUCCUGCAGGAGACACAGAGUUUGCUAAAGAUGCAGCCUUCGGCUAUAAAUCUUCAAACCUUCGAGAGUGGGUGGAGGAGAAAACAGCAGGACGCAUUCCAGCCAGCAGUGUUGCAUCCAUUUCUAUCCAACUUUUAAGACAAGGUGGACCAGAUGCAGUUUGUGAGCAUCUUUGCAGUUUGGAGAAGGGGUCAACAUGCAUAGUAAAUGCAGUUAGUGAAAGAGACAUGGCUGUAUUUGCUGCUGGAAUGAUCCAGGCAGAACUAAAGGGGAAGUCUUUCUUAUGCCGUUCUGCGGCCAGUUUUGUUUCUGCCCGCAUUGGAAUUAUCCCCAAAGCUCGAAUCCUCCCUAAGGAUCUAGGAAAAAAGAAAGAGAGAAGUGGUGGACUAAUAGUUGUGGGUUCAUAUGUUCCAAAAACAACAAAGCAGGUUGAAGAGCUUCAGUCACAGUAUGGACAUAUGUUAAAAAGCAUUGAGGUUUCUGUUCAUAAAGUUGCUAUGAAGUCAUUAGAAGAGAGGGAGGAGGAAAUUAAUAGAACAGCAGAAAUGGCAUCUGUUUUUCUUGCAGCUCAUAAAGAUACUCUAAUAAUGAGCAGCAGAGAACUCAUCACUGGAAAAACUGCUUCUGAGAGUUUAGAGAUCAACUUCAAAGUGAGCUCUGCACUGGUUGAAGUAGUAAGGCGAAUAACUACAAGACCUUGUUACAUUCUUGCCAAGGGUGGAAUUACCUCAUCAGACCUUGCUACAAAAGCUCUGGAAGCAAAGCGUGCCAAAGUAGUAGGACAAGCCCUAGCUGGAAUCCCUUUGUGGGAGCUAGGUUCUGAAAGUAGACAUCCCGGAGUUCCAUACAUUGUUUUCCCUGGUAAAUUCUUAGUUUUGUUUCACCUGUUUCAACAGAUCCUACUAAAAGCAAAACUUUGAAAGUUCACAUUGUAU
Messenger RNA from Theobroma cacao (cacao), 3388 nucleotides. NCBI's taxonomy places the organism in Eukaryota, Viridiplantae, Streptophyta, Magnoliopsida, Malvales, Malvaceae. The record is from RefSeq and is a predicted model, not a curated record.